AUGGUAACAGAGAUGGUAACAGGAGAACGGUACACCAGACACACGAGCACCCGAAAAGUGGGUACCCGUAGCACCAGAGACCCGACACACGCAGACCAGAGCUGUCUCUCUGUACGGAUGUCAGUUCGGAGACUUCCUCCGCUGAAUUCUGCUGCUUCUUCUCCCAAAACCCAAACACGGCUGCACUUCCUUCCGUCACGAUUCACGCGGAGAAAACACCGAGUUGGACCUGGAGCAUCGUCCGAGAUGGAGCAGGGCGAGCCUCCAGGGGGCGCUGUGGAAACACUGGUAUUAAACUCAGACAUCAAAGAAAACAACGGUCCUAUCCAGAGUCCUGGUCCAACCAACGUCCAGACCCAAAACCAGACUGCAGACCUAGUCCAGACUUCAGUUACGUCAUCUUGUCAGUCCACGGUGGUCAGCGUCUCAGCCGUCGACUUGUUUAAGGCCCAAAACUUGAUCGAGAUCCCCUCUGAGACUCCAGGGCCCAGUUCAGUAAGGGUCCUGACCCAAGAACCCAAUCCAGAGCAGAGGCCUGACCAGGAACCGGAGCAAAAACUAGAGCAGAAACUGGGUGAAAGACUGGAACAGGAACCCAACCAGAAACCAUCUCUGGUCCAGAAUAACAGAGACAUGAGUCCUGAUUCUCUCCAGAUCAAACCUUCCUCAGACCAGAGUCCGGUCCAGACUCCCUCUCAGUCCAUUGUGGUCCGUGUUUCGGCCAUGGCCCUUUUUCAGGCUCUGGCCAAAAACCCGGGUCAGAACCAGAUUCGGCCAAGGAUCCUCACACCAACCAAAGUCCAAGCUCCGGUCUCUGUUCCGGUUCUGGACUCACAGCUGCAAACCAAGAACCGAGACCAGCACCCAGACCAAGAGUCUGACCAGGAUCCAGAUCUCAUCCCAAUCCCACUGCCUCCUGAAGCAGUGCGCCCGCUCAGCCCAUCUCCCAUCAUCACGCCCCUAAAGCCGUCGGUGCCUCCUCGAGGAUUCAGACUGAACGGAAGACUCAUCCCCCUGCUGCCCGGAAUGGACGGUGUGGUAGUCUUUCUUCGCUCUCGUCCCCGUGGUUCUCAGUCUGGUCUGACGUCGCUUUGCGUAAUGGACGCCCCACCCACCAGGAAGAGGCGUGUCCCCCGCAUUAACAGCAUGCAAGCCCCGCCCCCCAAGAGAAGAAAUCCUCCCCCUAGCAAAAAAGUUCGACCCCCCAGGAAAAGAAAAGCCUCAAAGUCCGUACCCGGCACAGGAGCGAUGGUAACUCCGCCCCCUGUUCCUUUUGUACCUCUGAAACCCCGCCCACAGGAGUGCAAAGUCCCCACGCUGCUUCAGAAAGCCCUAGGUCACAACAGAAGUCUUCUCAGAGGACUUAACAAAACCAUUGAAAUCACCAACACAGACGUGUUGGUUCAACCUCCUCCAGACUGCUAUCGAUGUCAUAGCCACUUUAGACCUGCACCCGAGCUGCGAGGGUUCGUCUGUUUGUGCAGUCAGGACCUGUCUGAGGGACUCGCGUCUCUGCGGCUGAAGAGGAAAGAGGACAGACUCAGGAUCAAACUCAAGAAACUCAACGUUCUGAACCAGAGACUGAGAGCCACCAGACCUGAGGGGUACAGCCCUGCAGCCAGUAAAAGCCCUUCCUCUUUGCUGAAGCCACUGGGAAAUUCAAUUCACUUUCUGUCUAAGCCCCGCCCCCCUGUGAGCCCAGGUGUCAUGAGGCCCCACCUCCCUGCUAGCCCAGCAAUGACAAGGCCUCGCCCGUCUGUUAGCCCAGCAACAACAAGGCCUCGUCCGUCUGUUAGCCCAGCAACAAGGCCUCGUCCGUCUGUUAGCCCAGCAACAACAAGGCCUCGUCCGUCUGUUAGCCCAGCAACAACAAGGCCUCGCCCGUCUGUUAGCCCAGCAACAACAAGGCCUCGCCCCUUUGUUGGCCCAGGUGUGCUUAGGCCCCUCCCCCCUCAACAGGGGAGCUCAGCCGGCCCCUCCGGGGGCAGUAUUGUGGGCGAAGCUUCGGGCCUUUCAGUGGGCGGGGCUACAGGGCGCCUGGUCAUUCGAUUGGAGGAUUUUUAUUACGGGAGCUCGGAGGGAUACGUGGGAGAACAGAAGCGACUCGUCAUGAGGCACAAGUGUUUGAACUGCCCGAAGCAUCUUCGUGGCAAUAUCAGACUGAUGCAUCACAUGAUCGACCAUGUGAGCGACCUUCAAGAACUGAUGUGUCCGUACUGUUUACGGCAGAUUGUGCCCCUUGCUAACUUGGAGCGCCACUUGCAGGCUGUGCAUGGUCCCAACAGCAGCCACUCUACAGUGGUUUGUCAGAUCUGUGAACGAGUCUUCGAGACGGAGAUCGCUCUGCUGCUGCAUAUGAAGAGUACACACAAGCCUGGGGAGAUGCCCUACUGCUGCGAGUUGUGUGGGUUCCGCUCCUCUUUCUUCUCUCUCCUCUGGACACACUUUGAGGAGGUUCACUCCAAUACUCUGAACUUCCUUUGUCACUUCUGUCUGAGAGUGAUGAAGAACCACUGUGCUUAUCAGGCCCAUGUGGCCCGCCACCAGAAGAAUCAGAUCUACAACUGUUACCGAUGCAGACUCCAUUUCCUGACGGCCAAAGAUCGACAAGAUCAUCUGGAACUUCUGCACGGGACUCGUGUGAAACCAGACCAGCUGAGCGGACUGAGACCAGGAACUGUGGUCACUGUGAGGACCUUUCAAGAGGUUUCUCCUGAAGCUCCUCUGAUCCUGGAGGAGGAGCAGAGGAGGAGUACUACAGUGAUGAAAAGGAGGGGGAAGACCUGUAAGAAGGAAGCUGUGGAAAGUCUGGGAAAACUGCUGGAUCAUCUCCAGAGUUCUUCUGGAUCCUGUGUUGAAUGCCUGACUCCAGUACAGAACUUCCAGAAUCACUUCCCGGCAUUGGUGCGAUGUUCAAGAUGUGUUUUUCAAACGUGCUGCUCCAGAGCCUACGCCAACCACAUGAUCAAUAACCAUUCCAGCGUAAACCGAAAGCUGCUCUACCCCUGUGUCUUCACUUCCUGUCCCAGGUCUGGGGGCCUGCUGGAGUGUGUAACUGAGCGAGGAGCUGAGCACAGGAGUUUGCAGUUGAGGACAGGAGACAACGAGCUGAAAAAAGACGACGUUUGUGGAUGCUUCUCGGGUUGCGUCGCCGCCGGAAGCCAUCGGUGUGGGCCUUAA
Knipowitschia caucasica is the source of this 3180-nucleotide messenger RNA. The record is from the annotation of a GenBank genome assembly. Lineage: Eukaryota; Metazoa; Chordata; Actinopteri; Gobiiformes; Gobiidae.